Gossypium raimondii (Peruvian cotton) is the source of this 1871-nucleotide messenger RNA. RefSeq names its product 1-aminocyclopropane-1-carboxylate synthase. Lineage: Eukaryota; Viridiplantae; Streptophyta; Magnoliopsida; Malvales; Malvaceae. Gene Ontology annotation, biological process: biosynthetic process; amino acid metabolic process. The transcript has 3 exons. Gene Ontology annotation, molecular function: pyridoxal phosphate binding; transaminase activity. Bases 166 to 1593 code for a protein of 475 amino acids. The record is from RefSeq and is a predicted model, not a curated record.
CAGAUCCACCAUAGCUCAACCAUUUCAACACACUCACCAAAGCUAAUCUAUUCUUUCUUUCUUUCUCUUCAUUUAUUUUAAUUUCUUGUUUACAUCACCAAAGCUAAAUCUAUUCUUUCUCUGUAAACUACCAAAGCUAAUUUAUUUUCUUUAUAGAAAAAAAAAAUGGUGGCCAUAUCUAAGAUUGCAACUGGUAAUGGUCAUGGUGAAGACUCACCUUAUUUCGAUGGAUGGAAGGCAUAUGAGACCAACCCUUUUCAUCCCAUUGAUAGACCUGAUGGUGUCAUUCAGAUGGGUCUAGCUGAGAAUCAGCUUUGCUUUAACUUUAUAAAAAAGUGGGUCAUGGAACAUCCAGAAGCGUCUCUGUGCAGUGCAGAAGGUGUGAACAAAUUCGAGGAGACGGCUCUGUUCCAAGACUAUCAUGGGAUGCCUGAGUUCAGAGAGGCUGUUGCAAAAUUUAUGGGGAAAGUGAGGGGUGGUCGAGUGAAAUUUGACCCAGACCGCAUUGUUAUGAGCGGUGGAGCCACCGGAGCUCAUGAGAUGGUUGCUUUUUGCUUGGCUGAUCCCGGUGAAGCUUUUCUGGUUCCCACUCCUUAUUAUCCAGGAUUUGAUCGUGACUUGAGGUGGAGAACAGGGGUUGAACUUGUUCCUGUCGUUUGUGAAAGUUCCAAUAAUUUCAAGAUCACUAGAGCUGCCUUGGAAGCUGCAUAUGAAAAGGCAAAAGAAGCUAACUUGAGAGUCAAGGGUUUGCUCAUAACCAAUCCAUCAAAUCCUUUAGGUACUAUCUUGGAUCGAGACACAUUGAAGGGUAUUGUAAAGUUCAUAAACGAAAAGAACAUACACUUAAUCGGUGAUGAGAUAUAUGCUGCCACAGUUUUCAUGGAACCCGAGUUCGUUAGUAUAUCGGAGAUUAUUGAGGAAGUGGAGUGUAAUCGUGAUCUCAUCCACAUUGUGUAUAGUCUUUCUAAGGACAUGGGGUUCCCUGGUUUCAGAGUCGGCAUAGUAUACUCGUACAACGAUGCAGUGGUGAGCUGUGCUCGGAAAAUGUCUAGCUUUGGACUGGUGUCUUCGCAAACUCAGCAUUUAAUCGCGACGAUGCUGUCCGAUGAUGAUUUUGUGGACAGUUUCAUUGUGGAGAGCAAGGAGCAGUUGUUCAAAAGGCACAAGUAUUUCACUUUGAGUCUUUCUCAAGUCGGUAUCGGUUCGUUGAAGAGCAAUGCUGGAUUGUUCAUAUGGAUGGAUCUUCGUAAGCUCCUAAAAGAGAAGACGUUCGAUGCUGAAAUGGACUUGUGGCGAGUGAUUAUCAAUGAAGUUAAGCUCAAUGUUUCCCCUGGUUCUUCUUUCCAUUGUGACGAGCCGGGUUGGUUCAGGGUUUGCUUUGCUAACAUGGAUGACAAUACCAUGGAAGUUGCUUUGUUGAGAAUAACGACCUUUAUGCAUAAGCACAACGAGGCCAUGGUUCCUCGUAAACUAUGCAGACGAGCCAGCCUUAAACUCAGCUUAUCUCGAAGAAGGGACGAUUUCAUGUCCCAAAACAUGAUGUCUCCUCACUCUCCCAUACCUCAAUCACCCCUUGUCCGUGCCAGGACUUAAGCUGAUCAACAAAGACUUUUGACCACAUUAUACAGUCUUCAAACCUUUUUCUGCUGCAGUCUAUAUGAAACCCCUAUUUGUUCAACAAUUGUAAGUUUUUUGGGUGUUUCCUCACAUGUAAAAGUGAAAUACUGUAAGGAAAGGUCAACAUAUACUAUUGUUGGUUGUUUUUCUUUUCUUUUUUCUUUCUUUAUUUACAACAAUGUACGCGGGAAAAAAGACGUUUGUGAAUUUGUAAGGCUGACCCAUUCAAUAAAGGAUUAUUAUUAUUUCUUGAA